AUGACCUUUUAUUUGAAGAUACACUCUCGCGCGACCAAGCUUUAUAAUCUGAAACCGUCCGACCUGGAGAGUAUCAGUCCAGUUCGACAGGAGCGAAAUCCUCACGGAGGCUGGGUCACAUACUACAAUACUGGGGAUGUCGAACGUCUUCAGUGCAACCUGCAAGGACGUUCUGCGACGAGGAAGAAGGCUAGCGGACCGAGGAUCACGAGGACGGAUGCCCUUACUCAAGGAAUGGCAUUUGAAGAGCCUCACCCCCAGUAUAGCGGUCGGACGAUGCACCUCUAUGACCGGGAAGAGGUUGAGGCUGUCGCAAAACGAGUGUAUGGGCCUGAUUACAAAUCACCAGCAGCCCAGCCCCAGCGCCGAUAUCCGCCUGCAGGCCAAGGACGAUAUGACGGGCUGUCGAGAGAGGAAGCUGCUGAGCUCUUUUAUCGCGACACGGGCAUCGUCGAUUCUGCUGCCUUUGGUUCUUGCUGCUAA
Messenger RNA from Desarmillaria tabescens, 483 nucleotides. RefSeq lists its product as uncharacterized. NCBI's taxonomy places the organism in Eukaryota, Fungi, Basidiomycota, Agaricomycetes, Agaricales, Physalacriaceae. The record is from RefSeq and is a predicted model, not a curated record. The coding region runs from base 1 to 483 and encodes 160 amino acids. The transcript is spliced from 4 exons.